CUCACUCUCUCCUCUCUCUCUGAGCAACAAUGGCGAGCCUCUCACUCUCCUUCACGUCAGCACACACUCUCUCCCUCCACCGCCGCACCUCCAAGCUCGUCUCCGCCGUAUCUCAGCCGCGGCUGCUUCAGGUCCGCGCCGCGAAGCUCUCCCCCCGCGCCACCGCCGCCGUUGGCUCGCUCCGGUACAAUCCUCUGAGAGUUUCGAUUAGCGGAAGCGAGGACUCGACGUUGAUGAUGAAGAAGAAGAAGGACAGCAGGAGGGGAAUGACUACGGUUUGUUACGCUGCGCCUCUCUCAGUCCAUACUAUCCAGUGGAUCGCCACCAUUUCUUCUGCGAUCUUGUUGGCUGUGAAAGGAACAGCUGUGCAGAAAUCGUUUCUGGUGCCAUUGUUUGCUCUUCAAGCUCCUGGUAGCUUCACCACAUGGAUUAAGGGUGAAUAUGGCUUCUGGACUGCAUUUCUAGCGCUUCUCGUUCGCCUCUUCUUCUUCAUUCCUGUGGAACUUGAAUUGCCAUUAGUAGCAUUACUCCUGGUGAUUGUUGCUCCAUACCAAGUUAUGAACCUAAGGGGAAGACAAGAAGGUGCUAUCAUUUCUCUAGUCAUUGCGGGAUAUGUGGCUUUUCAGCAUUUCACAGGCAUUGGAAGCUUGAAUCAAUCAUUUGACCGAGGUUCAAUUGUUGCAACCUUAGCCAUCAUUUGUGUCACUGUCAUGUCUUUGCUUGCUACUGUUAUGACUUUCAUGUAAAGUAGAAAGUAAAGUAGUGAUCAUCUAGAGUUUGAAAGCUUGAGAUCAGGCAUAACUGCUGAACCUUUUAUGUUCUCUUUCUGAAUAUGUAUAAGAUGAAUAAAGUUCUCAGUGUUCAUAUUUUUUCAAUGUAAGGAAAUAUUGUCAACUAGUGUUGCCUCU
Messenger RNA from Argentina anserina (silverweed cinquefoil), 908 nucleotides. Its product is annotated as cold-regulated 413 inner membrane protein 1, chloroplastic-like. Lineage: Eukaryota; Viridiplantae; Streptophyta; Magnoliopsida; Rosales; Rosaceae. Gene Ontology annotation, cellular component: membrane. The transcript has 7 exons. Bases 30 to 746 code for a protein of 238 amino acids. The record is from RefSeq and is a predicted model, not a curated record.